This is a messenger RNA of Clunio marinus, 1020 nucleotides long. Lineage: Eukaryota; Metazoa; Arthropoda; Insecta; Diptera; Chironomidae. The record is from the annotation of a GenBank genome assembly.
AAAACACAAACAGAAGUAAGAAGUAAAUUAAUAUUUUUAAGAAUAUUGAGAUAUAUAAACAUGAUUCGUUGCUUCAGCAUAGCAAGAGUUGCUAGAAAUACUCCCGGAUUAUUGGUAAAGUUUCAAAGUCAGAAAUUUGGAUACAGUAAUGUGAGAAAUUUCAGUCAAAUUAAUCCAGUAGCCAGCACACUUUUUCUCAACACACAUAAAUACAAAACAUUUCAAAUAAACGAUGUUAGAUUUGCGAGUACUGAAGAAAGUGUUGAUUUACUUGAGAAAAUACCGGAACCUCCAGCAAUUCCUGAAUUUGCUACAGAAAAAGUUGUAGAAAGUUUGGCACAAGGAGCAGAACCUGCCUUUUCAACUUUAGGUUUGGGUGGUUGGAGUCCAGUUGGAAUCGUUCAAAAUUGCAUGGAAUAUCUUCACAUAGGCUUAGAUUUGCCAUGGUGGACAGCCAUUAUGAUUGGAACAAUUACUGUUAGGACAAUACUUUUCCCUCUCGUUCUUAUGGCUCAACGAAAUGGAGCUAAGAUGAACAAUAACCUUCCUCAACUACAAGUUCUUCAAUUAAAAAUGACUGAAGCUCGACAUUGCACCAUGCUUUUAACGAUUGAAAUUGGAACUGAUGGAGCUCGAUUAGCAUCAGCUAAUCUUGCAACAAUGAGAUAUGUUCUUCGUGCCCUUCCAUUUCUUAUUUUACCUUUCACAGUGAACUUUCCAGGAGCAAUUCUUACUUAUUGGGCAUUCAGCAACUUCAUUUCACUAAUUCAAGUUGGGGUUCUGAAAGUGCCAGCUGUUCGCGAAUACUUCAAUAUUGAAAAAGCUAUUGUUCAUAAACCAGACGAAUUACCAGUCAAAAAGAAAGGAUUUAGAGAAGGAUUCAAAGAUUCUUGGACAAACAUGAAAAUCACAAAAGAACUUGAAGAUCGAAAACGCCUUGACACAAUGAUGUUUCAAAGAGCUGCAAGAGGUGCUGUUCAAAAAACCUACAAAUAUGAUCCUACAAAGCCGAAACCAUAA